CGGCGCCCGGGCAGCGUUUCCCCGCGCACCGGAGGGUAAGGUCUGGCCUGCGGGGCUUGAGCGGCCGGGACGCCGCGCGGCUGGCGGAGGGCGCGCGAGCAGGGGUCGCCGGCAGCCGGAGGAUGCUUAGUGGAGCACGCGGCAGGCUCGCCUCAGCGCUGCGGGCGUCGGGGGUCGGCCGUAGGUGCCUGCACGCGACUGGGUCGCGGCCCUCGGCAGAUCGGAGCGAGCGGGCGGGGCAGCCGCCCAGCGCCUUCGACCCGGCGCUGCUGGAGUUCCUGGUGUGCCCCCUGUCCAAGAAGCCGCUCAGAUAUGAAGCGUCAACAAAUGAAUUAAUUAAUGAAGAGCUGGGAAUAGCCUAUCCAAUCAUUGAUGGAAUUCCUAAUAUGAUACCACAGGCAGCAAGGAUGACCCAUCAAGAUAAGAAGCAAGAAGAAACGGAGCAGCACUAGACCAUA
Oryctolagus cuniculus (rabbit) is the source of this 458-nucleotide messenger RNA. It is a transcript of the gene PYURF, whose product is annotated as PIGY upstream open reading frame. NCBI's taxonomy places the organism in Eukaryota, Metazoa, Chordata, Mammalia, Lagomorpha, Leporidae. The record is from RefSeq and is a predicted model, not a curated record.